Tachysurus fulvidraco (yellow catfish) is the source of this 540-nucleotide messenger RNA. Its product is annotated as progonadoliberin-1. Gene Ontology annotation, molecular function: hormone activity. The transcript is spliced from 4 exons. The coding region runs from base 152 to 394 and encodes 80 amino acids. Gene Ontology annotation, cellular component: extracellular region. The record is from RefSeq and is a predicted model, not a curated record. NCBI's taxonomy places the organism in Eukaryota, Metazoa, Chordata, Actinopteri, Siluriformes, Bagridae. Gene Ontology annotation, biological process: multicellular organism development.
UGUGUGUGAGAGAGAGAGAGAGAGAGAGAGAGAGAGAGAGAGAGAGAGAAGCUGGAGUGCUAUAAGAGGCUUGCUGUUGAAAGAAAAUGCAUCAGAUCAUCAUCGUGAAGAGCAGAAGAAGUGUCUAGGGCGACUGAUCAAGGUCUUCAGAAUGUGUGUAAAACGAGCAAUCUGGUGGAUGGUGGUGUGUGCUGUGGUUCUGCAUGUGAGCUCUCAGCACUGGUCUCAUGGCCUCAAUCCUGGAGGAAAACGUGCAGCAUUGCAGGAGAAUGUUGAAGAAAUGCCGAGGUCCUCCGGCUACGCGUGUGACAAUGCAGACGCUUCGCCUCGGAAUAAGAUCUACAGAAUGAAAGAUCUGUUGACCCGUGUUGCUGAGAGAGAAAUGGGACAAUAACAGGCCUGGUUAAGAUCUUCAAUUUAUUCUGUGUUUGUUUUUUAAAUUGCCAAAAUGAAUUACCAAAAUGUAUGUACUACUUUUAACUAACACGUUGUUAUUCUUGCCAUCUCCUGAACAUAAUAGUGCUAAUAAAAUGUAUCAUG